AUGGUAUCUGAUCUCAAAGCCUUCUUCACAUCAGAGCUUGCAGUGCUCAAGGAAAAACUGGGCACGCUGACAGGCCAGAUAAGGGCCACGGAGGAUGAAGUACAUGACCUGCGAGUCAAACAAGACUCCACAACAAAGCAAGUGCUCGAGAUCUCCACCACGUGCGAACAACUGAACGCACGAGUCGGACAACUAGAGGACUCAUCUUGCCAACGUAAUCUGAAGGUAAGGGGGAUCCCUGAAACAAUAUCCGUGGAGGAACUGCCGCAAUUUAUCCGAAGGCUGUUCUCUGCUAUACUACCGCCAAAACAGGACAAGGGAUUGUAA
This is a messenger RNA of Pelobates cultripes (western spadefoot toad), 327 nucleotides long. The record is from the annotation of a GenBank genome assembly. NCBI's taxonomy places the organism in Eukaryota, Metazoa, Chordata, Amphibia, Anura, Pelobatidae.